CUCUAGUCAAUCGAAGGAGAAGAGAAAGCUUAACAACAAAUUAGGUGGCUGCAUUUUGUUUUGAUUUUAUUAGGUCCUAGUAUUUAUCCCUUUCGUCUUAAAGUUUUAUGAUAACUCUCCUUAAAUUAUUUUAAUGCAGUCACUCAGAUAAGUUUAUACCAGGACACUUCAACAAAUACACAUACUCUGCCCACAAUAAGGGGCCAUAAUUGUUUCAAUUAUGUAAUGUAUAGAAUUAUUAUUAUUAUUAUAUUCCAAUACAGUCUUAACAUGUAGAAGAACUAAAGCAACUGGUGUGAUGGGUUUCCUUGUUGCCAGGAGAGUUCAAUUUCCCAGUGAAUGGGAGAACAGCAGCAAGAGACCUUCAAACCUUGAACCUGAGGACUACUCGAGAUGGAAGUACCUUAUGGUGGCAAUGUGGUACCUGAUGUGUUUCUGGUUUUUUGUUGUGUUCCCAUUUGUAUUGGUUACGUGGGUCUCGGUACCUAACGAACUGACAGUAGUAUGGAGUGCUACUAUUCAGCAGCAGGGCAUGAUUGGGGCUGGCUUUGCUCAUGAAGCUAUUGAUUUCUUGGUUCCUCUAUCUAGCCAUGUCUAUGUUGGUUGGGUUAACGAGAGAGCACUAAACCCCUUCAAAGCUGAGGAUAGUGCAUUUCACGACUUAAAGACUUCUGAUCAGCUUGUUUUGAGAACUAUAUAUAACCAGGGAUUAGAGAUAAGACGGUACAAUAACCAGAUACUAAUGCUACAGUUUCAACCUUCCUAUUACGAGAGAUUUCUCAGCGAAUAUUACAACUUCAAGAAGUACAAAUAUAAAAUCGGGAGGUGUAUGUUCGAGACAACUUCAGUGCCCCAAGGUUGGGUACGCAUGAUAAACAAAUAUCUAGACGAGGUCUGGGUUCCGAGCAAGUUUCAGAAAGCUGUUUUCUUAAAAGAGGGGGUUAAGAAGCGUAUUGUCGUUAUAAAGGAGGGAUUUGAUCCUGAAGUUUAUGACAGAAAGUCUGCUUCAAUAAACAAGACAAAGUUCUUCAAGCACUGUGCUCACGACUUUGUUUUCAUUGCUUCCUCCAAAUGGGAGGACAGAAAAGGGUGGGAUGUGUUGUUGGAAGCCUUUACAGAGGAGUUCUCCGGUUUAGACCAGGUCUGUCUCGCCAUCAGAUCUACUGGUCUUAAAGACGAGCUGGACUCCUUACAUAACCCUAACCAUGCUAGGAUCAUUAAAUUAGACAGGAUUCCUGCUCAAGAUUACCCCUCGUACUACGCGAGUGCUGAUGCGUUUGUGCUCUCAACACAUGGCGAAGGUUGGGGUCGUACCCCGAUGGAGGCCAUGGCUAUGGGUCUCCCUACAAUUGCUAGCAAAUGGAGUGGGCUCACUGAGUUUAUCUCUGCUGAAUACGCAAUUCCUAUUAAUAUAUCAGAGGUGGAGCCGGCCUUCCCUCACGAGCAGGACAAAUUAGGGGAGAAAGAGAAAGUAAAGGAACCCCACCCCUGA
Messenger RNA from Bolinopsis microptera, 1492 nucleotides. RefSeq lists its product as uncharacterized. The transcript has 9 exons. Bases 299 to 1492 code for a protein of 397 amino acids. Lineage: Eukaryota; Metazoa; Ctenophora; Tentaculata; Lobata; Bolinopsidae. The record is from RefSeq and is a predicted model, not a curated record.